This is a messenger RNA of Strongylus vulgaris, 375 nucleotides long. NCBI's taxonomy places the organism in Eukaryota, Metazoa, Nematoda, Chromadorea, Rhabditida, Strongylidae. The record is from the annotation of a GenBank genome assembly.
AUGGUGUACGUCUCUUCAUUCAACUCAACCCGUGACACCUCGACCGGCUCGAUGACUGGCGACUCACCGGUUAGCGAAGCGUCCAGGCGGUCAACCCCACGUGGAAGCAGCUCAGCAAGCAGUAUAAGCACAGCACACAGUGGAGCGAGUAGCAGCGGUAGCUCAAGCUCAAGUGAUUACGGCGAAGAUCAGGACCAUGAUCGAAUGGCAGAUGUCGCCGACGUUACUGGUGUUCCAUUGCGACAACACUCCAAAUCGCGUAGCCGUCGGUUAGCACGAACAAAUGGUGUUAGCAAUGGAACGACAAUCUCGUCCUGUGUACCCAACACUGCUCCACAAAUGCCAGUAACUGCUGCAGUUACGGCUGAGCACUAA